GACGUCAAAAUACUCUCAAAUAGAAUAGAAAAACGUGAAAUAAAUUGAAAAUGAUCUGAGUGAGAUCUUAUGAUUUAUGAAAAGUGUUGUUGCUUUUGCAAGGGUGUGUGAUUUAAAUAAAAGCAAAUAAAGUAAUGCGAUGAUUCCACCAAAGAGAUGAUACAAACAGUUUUUGAAAAGUUCGCCCAUUGUGUCUUUUGUUAGCCCAAUUAGGAUGAAAAUAAUAUUCUGAAGCAGUGAAGAAGUGAAAAAAAAAGAGUUUUAUAUGUUGCUAGGAAUGAAACGUUUAAUAAUGAUGCUGUUUCUAAAGAAAUCUAAAUUGCAAUUGCAUAAAUCAUUUCAAGUUUUGAUAGUUUUCAUUGUUUCAAUGGAAAACCUUUUUCAAAACUGCUAUGGAACAUCCGUCGAUGGAAUAUCCUUGCAAUUCAAUAAAAGAGAAGCAGAUUAUACGCUAGAUGACUCAUUUUGGAAUGAAGAAAGUCCAGUUGGUGAAGUUGAGAGACUCUUGAAAGAAUAUCGACAGAAUCAAGAGUUAGUACGUAAGAUAGGAGGGCACUUUUAUCAAAUCAUUUAUCCGGUGCAACUGAGACAUCAUGAAAAAAUGGGCAUCUCAACAAGAGAAGUUGGAGGAUCAAAGGGUGGAGGUAACAGUUACACCGGUCGAGGACGGUCACGUACGGGAAAACAUUUUCAUCGUACAUCUUUGCUUAUCAAAGCAUUUAAUCAUAAGUUUCGAUUAGAUUUAGAAUUGAACACACAAUUGUUAGCUCCAAACAUUCAACAGAAACAUAUUUUACCAAGCGGAUAUCCGCACGAUUCUCAUAGGGAAAUAGAGCAUUGCUACUAUCAUGGGACUGUCAAAGAUUAUCCAGGUGCAAGCGCUGCUUUUCACACAUGUAAUGGUGUCAGUGGUGUUAUCCAUGUUGGAAACGAAACCUUUGUCAUUCAUCCUUUCUACGGUGGUGAUUUAUCGCAGAAACAUCCCCAUGUUAUCUUCGAAGCCCGCACGAAACAAAACAAAGGUUGUGCAAAUUCUGGAAAUUUAGAAUGGCGUAAUCCAAGAAGACAACAACACUUAACUGGGUUUGUAGAGAAGCAAGACGCAAAUGGAGCUGGUCGAUAUAAACGUGAUGUUCGCGAUGCAACAAAAUAUAUUGAGACUGCAAUAAUCAUCGACAAAGCGAUGUUUGAUAAGAGAAAUGGCAGCACAAGAGCUGAAGUGGUUCAUGAUGCAAUUCAAGUGGCCAACAUUGCUGAUUUGUAUUUCAGAACUCUUAACACGAGAGUUUCUGUGGUUUAUAUUGAGACGUGGCAGGGUCAAAAUCAAGCACAAAUUGAUAGCGGUAAAGACAUCAGCAAAGCAAUAAGCAGCUUCAACGAUUAUACUUCUAGAAAAUUAUUCAAAAUUGACAAGGAUACAACUCAAUUGUUAACUGGAGAAAACUUUUCUGGAGGUGAAGCUGGAAUGUCAGUUCCGGAAACAGUUUGUACAGCAAAAGCUGUUGGAAUAAGUGUAGAUAUUAAUACAUAUGAGCCACAUCUGUUAGCAGGAACAAUGGCGCACAUGAUUGGACAUAACAUUGGAAUGGGCCAUGACGACAACCGUAAGAAAAACUUUUUUCUUUUAGUUUCCAUUUCAAUUGUUUUCAUUUACAAUUUUUUGUUAACAGGAGAAGAAUGUUACUGUCGUGACUGGCAUGGAUGCAUCAUGGCACAAUCAAUUAUUGGUUUGGAAAAUGUUCAACCAUAUAAAUUUUCCGAGUGUAGUCGUUCGGACUACAUUGAUGCAUUGAGAAUUGGUCACGGUCUUUGCUUAUUAAAUAAGCCCAAUGAACUUGAAGUACGACGAAAUUGUGGCAAUGGAAUAGUUGAAGAUGGCGAAGAAUGCGAUUGUGGAUCGUUUGAAGAAUGCAGCAAAAAAGAUCCUUGUUGUGAUCCAAUCACAUGCAAACUUAUCAAGGAAGCUGAAUGUGCUUCGGGUGCUUGCUGUGAUAAUUGUCAGUUAAGACAACCAGGUUACAUUUGUCGCGAUGCAUUCAAUGAAUGCGAUUUACCGGAAGUCUGCACAGGAGAAAGUGGUCAAUGUCCAACAGAUGUCUAUAAAAAGAAUGGAAGUCCUUGUGGUGUUGGUGCAAGUGGAAUGGAAAAAGCUACAGGAUAUUGCUUCAAUGGAGUUUGUCCAACGCUCAAUGCACAGUGUGAAAAAAUUUGGGGCUACGGAGGAUCUGCUGCUGAUAAACAAUGUUACGAACAAUUCAAUUCAAAAGGCUCCAUGAAUGGACAUUGUGGAAUGGACAAUGCCGGACAUUAUAUCAAAUGUGACCCAGAAAACGUUCAGUGUGGUUCACUACAAUGUAAAGAGGGUGAUCAUCAGCCUAUCAUUGAUGGAAUGGAUCAACUCUUUUCACGAACAAUUAUAUCAAUCCGUGGUGCUGAAUAUGAGUGCAAGGCAACAAGUGGAACUAUUGAAAUAUCGACGGAAUUUCCCGAACACGGUUUGGUUCGGGAUGGAACACCUUGCGGUGAAAAUUUAGUGUGCGUUAAUCAAACAUGCGUCAGCCUUUUUCCUUAUAUAGAUACAUCAAAAUGUCCGACAAACCAUAAUAAUGUUGAAUGUACGGGUAAUGGGGUUUGCACAAACAUGAAUAAAUGUCACUGCAAUUUCGGAUGGACUGGAAGUGAUUGUUCAAUUGAAUCAACAAUCACAAGCACAAUUCCAGCUAUCGUAACUAUAACACAAGAUCCAUCAAUCAAGAUGGAAAGAAAGGAAACUCCUUAUGAAAAUUAUCAUGGCUCAAAUACAGGGUUUCUAGUCGGGGUUCUUGUUUCUGUUGUAAGCGGUGUUUUCUUAACAUUUGCUUUAGUCGCUUUGUGCUACAGAUCAUCAGUAGUACACAAAAACAUCACCUUAUGUUUAAGACGGAAAACUACACGAUUGAAAUAUGACCCACCAUACGUGAAAAAACCUAUGGCAAAAUACGUUACUACGGCUAAUGCAAAUCAUCAUUCUGUAGAAGAAAUGUCAUUAGAUGGAUCGAAUAAAUUAAUGUUUAAUAAUCAAAACCAAUUCGGACCUCAAAAACUUCAGAUAAGAAGAAUGACAGCAACAGGAACGGACGAAGAUCCACUUCAUGCAGUUGGAAACAAUGCAGUGUCUGAUGUUGAACGAACAUUAAAAAGUUUAAAUGGAUAUCACGAAGAUAUUCUUGAAGCUUUGCGUAAUGCAGCUUCGUCACAUAGAAGCUCGGGUAACACACCAUCAGGAAGCAUAAGUGAAGAGAUUUUGAGAAAAACAUUGCAAGAAUGCGCGGCGGGUACGUUAGGAUAUGAAUAUAAACGAAGCAGUUCAAAAAAUAGCUCGAGAGAAAAUAUUUGUGACAACAAUGCUCAACUUAAUGCAAUGCUUGGUGAUGUCAGUGGAUCAUUACUCCAUCACCAUCGUUCACAGCAACAAUUGCAUCAACCUCAAUUACAACAACCGCCAAAUCCACAACAAUCAAUGCAACCACAACCUUCACAGCAACAAAUAAAUCCUGAAGAAGAAGUUGGUCCAUUGAGAAUACGUAAUUUAGAAGAUCUCAUAAGACAACUUGAACAUCAUUCUUCUCGUCACAUGAGUCCGAGUGGCUCCGAAGAUAUUCGAAUGUCUGAAACUGAAGCUGAUAGACAUUAUCGAUUAGAAAGUUCUGCAGCUUGCAGUGAAUCAUCUCAUGGUUCAAACCAACACUUAUCGCAAAAACCUUCUACAAUGUUACAAUCGUCUUACAGCAGCCGUUGUCGACCGCGAUCAUCAGACGAUGAGAAUCGUUUUGUUUACGGACGAUAUCGACCAACAAAUAAUCGACAUCAACCCCAUUCACCUCAUCAAUUUAGUCAUACUCAUCAUAGUCAUGCUCAUCAUUCAUCGCAUGGUCAUUCAUCACAUCAUUCAUCUCACACUCACUUGCAUCAAGAUGAGGAAGGAAUUUAUGAAAGUGCUGACCCAAGAGAGCGGAAUUCUCUUGACAUUCGGGAUGUUAAUGACAGUGAAAGUGAUGACUUUAUUCAAGCUCAACAACAGUUAGCCCGAUGGGCUAGUGAAGAUGUCGUCUCCGUGGUGGUAAUGGAGUCAGAUUCGUCCGCAGUCGGUCCAUCGCAGGUGGCCACUACUCAAAACCUUCAUCCCAAUGUAACACAAUUGGGUCAGACAAUAGGGAUUGGCAAUGGGUUAGGUGCAAUAGCGUCCCGGACCGAUUAUUAUCCAUCUCCACCAUCCACGACGGAAACAGAAAGCAGCGGAAGUGUAAUGGCACAACAUCAUCAGCAGCAACAACCGAGACGCGGAGUUAUCGACGUAAACGGCGGACCACAGGAGAUUACAGGACGAUUCCCCGAAUAUAAGCCAGAAUAUAAACACUGAUAAUGACCUUAAGGGAUAUGAUGAUGUUAAAAUUAAAAUAUCCCUAUAGCUUUCUGUACCCCACACUUAAACACGAAAAAAUAUUAAAAACUGUCUUUUAAACAUUCAAUUAGAUUAUUUAAGGUGAAUUUUAUAGACGAAAUAGAAACUUUGUACACGUUCGUACAGUCUUAAAGUUAGUUUUAAAAAUGAAAAAAUAGUUGAUGAACUCGUGAGAUUUAUUCAAAAUGAAAAAUUGUCUUAUUUGUUACUUAUGCAUCUAAAGUAAGCUGUAAAGAGAAACGAAUCUUAAAUGGUCACGUUUAAUGACAUCAUGAUGCAAAAAACUAUUUCACUUAACCGUCAAGGAAUGGAUUUUCAAAUUAGAUAUCUAAAUUAUAAAUAUCUAAUCAAAUAUUCAUCAUCUCUUAUUUAAUGUUCAGUUAAAAUCUUUUAAAUCAGAGUGUUAACUAUUUAAAGAUAUCAUAAGUAAAUGUUUUUUAUUUUACUAUUAGAUAUAUGUUAAUUAUAUCAUGACGAAGUAUUUAAAUGAGAAGUGAAUGAAUCAUUAUUCUGACAUUUUUUGUUAUCUCAUUAAUUGAAUUUUAAUAUCGUGUAAUUGUGACAUGUUUUAGUUUAUUUAAUGAUGCUGAAGGAAUAUUAUUUAUUAAAAUAUCUGAGAAGAAACUUGAUUAUGAUUUUCAUCUUAUUUUCACUCCUAAUUCUCAGUUUAGUUAAUGUCAACAUGUUAUCCCUUUUUAUCUAAUAAUUUUUCAAUAUCAUUUGAAGUCUAAUCCUAUUCCAUGACAUAGACAAACAAAACACAGUAUUUGAAUGAAUUUUAGUUAAUUAACAAAAUUUGUGCCUUGUUUUCUUAUGUAAAUUACAAUUAAAUGAAAUUAAUGCAUCUACAUACAAAAAUUUGCAUAGCUCCAAAACUAAGAAGAAAAGAUCAUCAAAGCCUUUAACGUAAAACAAGUUUUCUCCUCGAAAGUGAUCUAUGAAAAUGAUUUGUAAAAAAAGUUCAUUGAUUAAAAAAACUCACGGUGUUUGAAAUAUUUGUGCACUGUUUAAAAGAAACGUUUCUUCAUUACUUUAAAUUACUAACUAAGGCGUUAAAUAGAAUGGAACAGUUUUCAAUAACAAUAAAGGGGAUUUGGACACAUUCGAGACACGUCAGGCUACGGCCUUGAAGACUCUUGAACUUGGCUAAAUAUCCCACAAAACUUCAUGAUUUAUAAACAAUUCAAAUGACUAUUUAGAUAAAUUCAAUAGAAAAUGUACAGAAAGAUAUAAAACUUCAUUUUAUUUAAAAUGAUUAUGUUAAUAACAGAGAUAAAACGCCAUAAAGAUUGUCUAAUCAAAUGUUCUGUAAAUAUUAUUUGUAAUUCAAAGUGUAUUUGAGGAACACUGCCUAAAUAAAUGAAUGAUAGUUACCCGUGC
Clunio marinus is the source of this 5821-nucleotide messenger RNA. The record is from the annotation of a GenBank genome assembly. Lineage: Eukaryota; Metazoa; Arthropoda; Insecta; Diptera; Chironomidae.